Molecule: messenger RNA, 1712 nt
Organism: Orbicella faveolata
Lineage: Eukaryota; Metazoa; Cnidaria; Anthozoa; Scleractinia; Merulinidae
Product: neurexin-4-like
Source: RefSeq, a predicted model, not a curated record
GUUAUUGAGUUACGGAGUUAAUGGGUUUGUCCGCCAAACAAGCCAUUAGUCUUUGUUUUAUACUUUCUAUCGUGUUUGAGGAAGGGUUGGUUCAAACCAUACUUGACUAGGUAAAUUACCUACGCUUCGAUAGCACCAGGAUUCGAAAAAAAUACUAUUUUCUUUUGGUUUUUUCAUGAAACGUAGAAUAAGAACGGAAGCAUUUCAGAGUAGUAGUCUCUGGCAAGUUAUGAAAGGUCAUCACGCGUAACUAUCACAUUACAAGUCUUAACUUUUCGCUGAACUUGUUGGGCCGUAUUCCUUCCUCUUAAUUGAGGUGGAUAUUGAAAUUUAAAAUAGUGAAAAGUGGAUCAUUGACUAACUAAAGAUUUCCAGAGACUUCAGUAACUCUGCAACGACAUAUACAUAUGUUCGUUGAAAAAAAACACCUGCUUAAGAUGACGUUGUUUGUAUUAAAGGGAACACUAUAUAUUUGACGGAACCGUAGAGUGUUUUACAUACGGUGCUAAUGUGCGUGCUAAGCGGUACAGAAUAUGACUUCUUCCGAGCACUUUGAACAUAAAACUUCAAUUCUUUGUUUUAUCCUUGUCAGCACAUGUGGAAUCAUAUUUCCAUUUGGGUCUGCUUGCACCGGCGACGAAUGCCGCAUGAUUAUAUUCAAGGAACCAAUAGAAAACAAGGCCAUGAGAGGCCACGCGAUCAGAAGUGCGGAGGUCCAUAAUCAAGGGAGCUGUCGUGUGAUGUGUUAUAUGGACCCCAACUGUGUCUCCAUUAAUUUUGGACCCUCUGAAAACGGAAGAUACAGAUGCGAGUUGAAUAGCGCCAGUGAUGACGAUCAAUUGUCAUUCCUUGAGCAUAAAGACACUUACACUUUCCUAGCCAUCGAGAAUCUUUGUAGUAGCAGCCCAUGUUUAAACGGAGGUAUUUGUCAAGUUGGAUUCACCAGUAAAGGUUAUCGUUGCAUCUGUCGCACUGGAUUCCCGGGAACAAACUGCUGUCCAGGAAGGUCUUGUAGCGACUUGAAGAAGCUCGACCCAGCAUUAAAAAGCGGCACUUACGUCAUUGAUCCUGACGGCAAAGGAGGUUUGCCACCUUUAUAUGACGUUACCUGUGACAUGACUGACAAGAAUGGAGUUGGCGUGACCGUCAUAAGUCACGACAGUGAAAACAGAACGCUGGUGGAUGGAUGCGAACCUCCAGGUUGUUACAAACGUGACAUUAACUACACAGGAGCAAGUCUUCCGCAGCUGGCAAAGCUCGCUAGAGUUUCCACACGCUGUGAACAGUUCAUCAAGUAUGAAUGCCUAAACUCUCAACUGUUUAAAAAUGAAUCGAACAAAGUAAUCGGAUGGUGGGUUUCACGCAAUGGCGAUGCUAUGAAUUACUGGGGCGGAGCAUCACCUGGUAAUGGGAAGCAGAUUUGCGCAUGCGGGAUGAAUAAUUCCUGCGCACGCACCGGCCUUGUUUGUAACUGUGAUAAGAAUGACAAUGAGUGGCGAGAGGACAGCGGUCUCCUCACUGACAAGAUCCAUCUUCCAGUUAAACAGCUGAGGUUUGGAGAUACUGGAGGCGACCCCGAGAAAGGUUACCAUACAUUGGGAAAGUUCAAGUGCUAUGGAAUUGCCUGAUUGUAUACAGAAUUCCAUUAUAUUUUUCAUCCAGCCUCUUUCUUAGUGCCUUUCCUCCCAACUGGUCAGCUAGCUUGUUAAAUU